UGGCAGCCUUCCUCAGUCCCUGAGAGCCGCCCGAGUCAGAGGGUCGUGUCGCACUGUGCCGCGGAACACCCCUGCCGUACAGCCGUAGCAGUAACUCGCGAUCUCGCGCCGAGUGUGUCGCCUGCCUUCACCAGCCGCCUCUUUUGGAUUACCACUGUUGGAUUACCCGCCUCACCACUUGGAUUAAAUGCCUUCUCAUCAUCGCCUGGGAUUACUCGACGUGUGUGUGCAGUGAUUUUUGUGAAAAAAAGUGACGAUUCCGCCGGUUGUGAGCGGCGAGUGAUUUCAAGUUUCGUGGAUGCUCAUGGGAGUGUUGGAUACCAACAUGCUGACCUCCGGAGCCAAUCAGUACCUGCAGCCGGACUACCUGUCGCCGCUGCCGACCACGCUGGACGCCAAGAAGAGCCCGCUCGCGCUGCUGGCGCAGACGUGCAGCCAGAUCGGCGCCGACACGCCGUCCAAGCCGCUGGCGCAGGACAAGCCCGCCGCCAAGAAGCACGCGUCCUCCAACGGCCGGCCGUCGUCCUCGGGCGGCCACAGCCCGGCCAACAACAAGCGCGCCAGCCCGUCGAGCGCCUCGAGCGCCGCGUGCUCGCCGCCGGCCGCGUCUCCGUCGCAGCCGCAGGGCAAGCUCGCCUUCAAGCCCUACGAGGCCAACGUGCUCUCCAGGCGAGAGGACCGGCCGCCGUCCAAGUCCGGCUCCGAGGCCGCCGCCGAUGACCGGAGCAGCAAGUCGGCGGGCAGCGCGCAGGCCUCGCGCAAGUCGUCCUCGCCGCGCACCACCUCGCCGCCCAGCAGCAAGUCCCUGGCGCCGUCCUCGCAGGCGUCCGCGUCCUCGCCCAGCGCCAGCCCGCUCAUCCGCUCCGGCCUGGAGGUGAUGCAGGGCCACGCCAAGGACCCCAUGGGCGCCUUCAAGGCGGCCGCGGGCAUGGCGGGGCUGGCCGGCCUCACGCCCGCGCAGCUGGCGCAGCUGUGCUGCCCGCCCGGCUACGAGUCGCUGCACCCCGCCUUCCGGCCGCCGCUCGCCGGCCAGUCGCCCUUCAGCCACCAGCACGCGGCCGCGCUCCUGGCCGCCGGCUACCACAACAACCCCUACUUCUCGUACCAGCGCGUCAAGUCGGGCACCGGCGUGGAGACCAUCGUGCCCAUCUGCAAGGACCCGUUCUGCCAGGGCUGCCAGUACAGCAUGCACAACACGAUGCUGAGCCUGGGCGCGCCUUGCCCGCCCGGCUGCAGCACCUGCGACCACCACAAGUACUCGCUGUCGUCGGCGCUGUACCCGCCCGCGGCCGCAGCCGCCGCGGCGGCCGCCAUGCAGGGCCGCCCCUACGUGUGCAGCUGGAUCGCGGGCGACUCCUACUGCGGCAAGCGCUUCGGCUCCUCCGACGAGCUCCUGCAGCACCUGCGCUCCCACACGGGGCCCUCGGGCCUGCCCGCCGGCCUGCCCGGCCACGGCCCCAGCCCCGGCCACGGCCCCAGCGGGCUGCCCUCGCCCAACGCCUACUCCCGCUACCACCCCUACGCCAAGCCCGGCGGCGCGGGCGCCUCGCCCACCGGCCUCCUGCCGCCCUCGGCCGCCUCGCCCUACGCCGCCUUCAGCCCGCCGGGGCUCUCCAUGUCGCCCGGGCUGUCCGGGAUGGCGCUGUCGCCCUACUACUCGCCCUACGCGCUGUACGGCCAGCGGGCCGCCGUGCACCCCUGACUGGAGGACGGCGCGACCAGCAACCAAAGUUACCCCCUGCCCAGGCCCUGAGCGUGACCUGGCGCAGGGCGUGCGCGGGCCCCGCGGGGCCGCCUCGACUGUGAUACCUCUGUGUUAGUGUGUGUCUAGUGACUGCAUCACUACCACCCCUCUGUCUGUGUUAGUGUGUGUCUAGUGACAGCAUCACUAUCACCCCUCUGUCUGUGUUAGUGUGCGUCUAGUGACGGCUGGACUGAGCGCGCGUGCGCACAUCAUCAUUAUCACCAUCAUCAUCCAGUCUCUUCGUAAAUUUUCUCCGCUCGCGAAUUAGCAUAGCUCAAUGUAACGCGGCGGCCAUCUUGAAGUGCCAGUGAGUGUUCUGAGUGUUGGUUUCGCCUUUAAUAGCCUGUUUUAUUAUUAUUUAUAUCGCCCGCUCGGAAUGGGAGCGUCCGCUUGACAGCGGUUAUAAAUUACAAUGUCUCUGUAAUUUAUACUCCAGUACUCCUCCCUCCCCCCCUGCGCCAGGCUCGCUUCGGCCAGGCCCUGUUAUACUGCUCGCCCGGCCCCCGUAUAUCCAUUUUUUCCACACACUCGUGGGGGGGGGGGAGGAGCUUGCUGCCGCAGUCACUCGUAAAUUAUCUCGCGAGGGCUGCAAUAAAAACUAAUGUUAACUUAUUCCUGUUUUAUGAUGUACAUUUGCAACGAAACGCCGUGCUCUUGAUAAUUCACGUGCUAAAGCAAUGGCGGAGCCGCUCGGUAGCCUCAUAGCCGUCUACUCGUGCGUGAGAGAAUAUGUGACGUUAAUGCUCGUGAGCUGUUGUUAGUGUUUGUCGUUGUUCAAUUGUUGCUAUGCUGCUGCGAUUUUUUUUUUUGAAAUUCUUUUGUGUUCUUGAAGUUGUCUGGAGUAAAAGAGAAAGCCAAUAUGAAUUGAUGUACUGUUGAACCUAGAAAAUAUUAAGUUAUGUUAUCACUGUUAGUUUUAAAGAAAAUAUCAGGACGAGAGAAAGCGAUAAAUCCAAAAAAGACUUCUAUCGAAUGGGAGAGAGUGAGAUUGUCCUAUUUACGUACGUAUGUGUGCGCGCAUGUACAUAUAAUGUUGUUUCCACAUACAAUACUUGAAUAAAAAGUAUACGUUGUUUCUACCCAUGAA
Messenger RNA from Frankliniella occidentalis (western flower thrips), 2831 nucleotides. RefSeq names its product zinc finger protein Noc (gene noc). The transcript is spliced from 2 exons. Gene Ontology annotation, cellular component: nucleus. The record is from RefSeq and is a predicted model, not a curated record. Bases 299 to 1702 code for a protein of 467 amino acids. Lineage: Eukaryota; Metazoa; Arthropoda; Insecta; Thysanoptera; Thripidae. Gene Ontology annotation, biological process: negative regulation of DNA-templated transcription.